CCUGGCUUCAAGCUCAGUUACACAGCACAGUUAAACAGUUAACUCUGUUAAACAGCACACAGAAGGCAUACAGUAAUACCACUCAUCAACUCUUUGUGCAGAGAGGCCAUGCCCCUUUCGAUGAGGAGAACAGAUACUGAUGCCACACCACAUGGGGUACAACAUCCAGUACCAGUCAAAAGUUUGGACACGCCUCCUAAUUCAAAGGAACCUGGAGGUCCAGGUGAAACACAAGUCUCCAACAAGCAUGGCUUUGAUAAUCUUGCCUAUAUGGCAGGAAGUCUCAGUGAACUUCGACCGAAUUUUGGCCACAUUUCUCGACUAAGUCUAACUCUCACUAGCGGCCCAGAAAGCACUCAUGCCCUCCAGACACAUCUCUCUGCACUCAGCGGUGUUGCCAAUGUGAUUAUUCCCCAGCCCGGUGGCCGAGCAUGGGUAGACUACCAUCCAUCUGCAGUCACGGCCAAAGAGCUCCUACGGGAGAUUCAGGGGAUUGGAUAUGAAGUGACAUAUGUGACCGAUUCUCCUCAACUUGGAGAGCUGGAUCAGGACUGGAGUUUGGUAAGGAUCAGAGUGGAAGGGAUGACCUGCCAGUCAUGUGUACGCUCCAUCGAGGACCGGAUUGGAGCACUGCAGGGGGUUAAAUGUUUAAACAUAUCUUUAAGUAAUAAGGAAGCCAUGAUAUGGUAUAACCCCAAGCAAGUCAAACCAGAAGAUCUAAAGGAACACAUACAAGAAAUGGGUUUUGACGCCUCUCUCAAACAGACAGACUCAAGCUUCCCAAAGACGGCCCAAUCUGAAUGGGUAGAUGCCAGCUUUGGUGUAGAAGGGAUGCGUUGUGGGUCGUGUGUCAAAAAUAUUACAGAGAGCUUAUCUGAAAUGCUGGGUGUUCAGGGUGUGUUGGUGUCUUUGGAAAGCAGAAGUGUGGAUUUGAAAUAUGAUUCGUCUCUGGUCACCAUGGUCACAAUCAAAACAGUAAUAGAGGAACUUCCUUUCGGGAAGUUUAGAGUAACUCCGAAAUUCCAGGAACAGGUUUCUAGGACUUAUGGAUCUGUGCAUUCUCAAAUCUCUGGGCUUCAUUCCUUGGAAAACUCUUCAGUCCAGAAAGUGACGAUUAUAAUAAAGGGCAUGACUUGUAAUUCUUGUGUACAGUCUAUAAAGGAAGUGAUAUCCCGGGAACGUGGUGUGCAUUCUGUCACAGUUUAUCUAAAGGAAGAAAAGGGAAUAAUUACAUUUGAUCCCGGAAUGACCCAUCCUGCAGAACUCAGGGAUGCCAUUGAGGACAUGGGCUUUAAGGCAUCAAUUGAACAAGAUUCUGCUGGUAAUGAGGGCUUACUCAGUAGACAGGCAUCACAAAAAUGCACAUCCUCGCACCUCAAGAACAUGAGUCCACCAAGAACUACGGUCCAAACCCCAAAAUCUCCAGUCACGUCAACAGGAACUGGAGUUCCUGAAGAGAAAAGAACAGAGAAAUGUUUUGUCUGGGUCACAGGGAUGACCUGCGCUUCCUGUGUGGCCAACAUCGAGAGAAAGCUGAUCAAGCAUGCAGGUAUUAAAUCUGUCCUCGUAGCCCUGAUGGCAGGUAAAGCCGAGAUAAGGUAUGACCCAGACUACGUGGAUUCAGCACAGAUAGUUAAACUCAUCGCAGAAUUGGGAUUUGGAGCUUCUUUAAGGAAUGAGGGUGCAAUCAGCAAUGGCCUUGUGGACCUUUCUGUGACUGGCAUGACAUGCGCUUCCUGUGUCCAUAACAUCGAAAACAAACUCCGCAGAACAAAUGGCAUUCUGGAGGCCACUGUUGCCUUGGCGACCAACAAGGCUCGCGUUAAGUUCGAUCCCGAGGUGGUCGGGGCACGUGACAUCAUCAGAGUUAUCGAGGGUCUUGGGUUUGGUGUGUCCUUAAUAAAGAAUGAUGCCUUAAGAAGAAAUGAUGGCUUGGAUUACCAGAAGGAGAUUCGACUAUGGUGUCGAUCGUUCCUGUUCAGUCUGUUCUUCGGGAUCCCCGUCAUAGGUCUGAUGAUCUACAUGAUGGUGAUGGAGAAGAUGCAUGGAGAACAUGGAGGAUACAUACCAGGAAUGCAGAACUUGCUGCCCGGACUCUCAAUACUCAACCUGAUCUUUUUCUUGCUCUGUACCCUGGUCCAGAUUUUCGGAGGCCGAUACUUUUAUAUCCAAGCCUAUCGUUCUCUGAGACACGGCGUAGCCAACAUGGACGUGCUCAUCGUUCUGGCCACUACCAUUGCGUACAUUUACUCCUGUGUUGUUCUGGUGGUAGCCAUGUGCGAGAAGGCCAAGCAAAGUCCGGUCACAUUUUUCGACACACCUCCCAUGCUGUUUGUUUUCAUUAGCCUUGGACGCCUGCUGGAGCACAUUGCCAAGAGAAAGACGUCAAAAGCGCUGGCCAAACUUAUGUCUCUGCAAGCCACAGAUGCGACGAUAGUGACACUGGGCCCUGAGAACUCCAUCAUCAGCGAGGAACAGAUCUCAGUGGAGCUGGUGCAGAGAGGAGACGUGGUUAAAGUAGCACCUGGUGGAAAGUUUCCUGUCGAUGGGAAGGUAAUUGAGGGAAACUCCAUGGCUGAUGAGUCUCUGAUCACAGGAGAGCCCAUGCCAGUCAAAAAGAAGCCUGGCAGUUUUGUGAUCGCGGGCUCAAUUAACGCUCACGGAGCGCUGCUAGUCGAGGCCACACACGUAGGAGCCGAAACAACGCUCAGCCAGAUCGUCCGUCUGGUGGAGGAGGCGCAGACGUCCAAGGCACCGAUCCAGCAAUUUGCAGACAAGCUGAGCGGUUACUUCGUCCCUUUCAUCGUGUUUGUCUCCGUGGCAACGCUGGCAGCAUGGCUCAUUAUUGGGGCUUUUGACUUUGACAUCGUGGCAAAGUAUUUUCCCAACUACGAUAAGAAUAUCUCCAAAAUCGACAUAGUGGUGCGUUUCGCCUUCCAAGCUUCCAUCACCGUUUUGUCUAUCGCCUGCCCUUGUUCUCUCGGCCUGGCGACACCCACGGCGGUGAUGGUGGGGACCGGAGUCGGGGCGCAGAACGGCAUUCUUAUCAAGGGUGGAGAACCGCUAGAGAUGGCUCACAAGAUUAAAGCAGUAAUGUUCGAUAAAACAGGCACCAUCACGAACGGGGUUCCCCGGGUCACCCGGGUGCUGAUUCUAUGGGAUCGGGCACGUUUGCCUCUUCGGAAAGUUCUAGCUGUAGUGGGCACCGCAGAGGCCAGCAGCGAACACCCACUGGGCAUGGCAGUCGCCAAACACUGCAAAGAGGAGCUUGGCACAGAGACACUGGGCUUCUGCCAUGACUUCCAGGCAGUACCAGGUUGUGGGAUCAGCUGUAGAGUUUCCAACAUCGAGGAGCUCCUGCAGACCAGCACAGAGACACAAGGCACACAAAUACCGACAAACGCACACAACCCGACUUGUGUCACCCUCCAGGGAGCCACCACGGAUGAGAGUAGAUUAGUUACAGAUGGAGACGUGGGAUCAGGAUCUCCUUCAUAUUCUGUCCUGAUUGGGAACAGGAAGUGGAUGCAGAGGAAUGGAUUACACGUCACUGUGGACGUAGACGAAGCCAUGAGCAGCCACGAGACAAAAGGACAAACGGCUAUUUUGGUUGCUAUAGAUGGUGUGCUGUGUGCGAUGUUGGCUAUAGCAGACACAGUGAAAGAGGAGUCGGCUCUGGCAGUACACACUCUGAGCCGGAUGGGGAUAGAUGUUAUGAUGAUCACCGGAGACAACCGCCGCACUGCUAAAGCCAUCGCUACACAGGUUGGCAUUAAGAAAGUGUUCUCAGAGGUCUUGCCCUCUCACAAGGUGGCUAAAGUGCAGGAGCUGCAGGAGAAAGGGCUAAAGGUUGCCAUGGUGGGUGACGGGGUCAACGACUCACCCGCUCUCGCUCGCGCUGACCUGGGCAUCGCCAUUGGCACGGGCACUGACGUGGCCAUCGAGGCCGCAGACAUAGUCCUUAUCCGGAAUGAUCUGCUGGACGUUGUGGCCAGCAUCGAGUUGUCCAAAAAGACGGUGCGGCAAAUCCGAAUCAACUUUGUGUUUGCUCUCUUUUAUAACCUGCUUGGGAUACCAAUUGCAGCUGGUGUGUUUUUGCCAGUGGGUUUGGUGCUCCAGCCGUGGAUGGCCUCCGCUGCCAUGGCUGCAUCCUCCGUCUCGGUGGUGCUCUCCUCUUUACUGCUGCACUGCUAUAAGAAAAAUUCAGUGGAUCAAUACGAAUCGAACCGCAUGCGCAGCAUCGGGUCAUCUCAGGUCAGCACUCACGUGGGGUUGGAGGAGAGGCGAUGCAGUCCCCGAACCCUUCGCCGCAGUCGCUCCAGAACCUCUCAAUCUCCAUCAGACUCGCACUCCGAGUCUGAUCGCCACUCCCUGCUCGGGUACGACCAGCGCGGCCAGGAAUUUACAGUGUAGGAGGCCAGAGUUUACAAGCUGCCAAUGCGGGACGAAGGCUUACAGGAGAUACGUCUCUAUUUAUUGUAAAAUGGAACCCGAUCUCAGAAAAACAGGGUGAAUACAAACCUUGUGCUUUUUACACAGUAAA
Clarias gariepinus (North African catfish) is the source of this 4543-nucleotide messenger RNA. RefSeq names its product ATPase copper transporting beta (gene atp7b). Gene Ontology annotation, biological process: monoatomic cation transport. The record is from RefSeq and is a predicted model, not a curated record. Gene Ontology annotation, cellular component: membrane. NCBI's taxonomy places the organism in Eukaryota, Metazoa, Chordata, Actinopteri, Siluriformes, Clariidae. Bases 109 to 4413 code for a protein of 1434 amino acids. The transcript is spliced from 22 exons. Gene Ontology annotation, molecular function: copper ion binding; ATP hydrolysis activity; ATPase-coupled monoatomic cation transmembrane transporter activity.